ACCAGAACUGAAACCACUUACAUCCACCGAAGACAAGAGUAAUGUGUUAUUAGCUUUCGUUGGCGCCAUAUACAAAGAAAAAGGCUUCAAUCAACUCAAAGAAUGGCUUUCUAGCGUUAUAGCUCUACGAAUUACUUCUGCUAUCGAUUUUAAAGACUUACAGCAAACACCAUCUAAUAAUGGAUCAUCUACGAGUCAGCUUAAAGAGAAAUCAGAGGGUAGAUUAUCAUCAACUGACGAGAGAUAUGAUGUGAAGCAGGAAGAACAAGAUGAUUCUAUCGAAGUUAUGCCUGAAUCAUCAUACAGAGCGCAUGAUAUCGAUAUGAAUUCCAAGAAAACUCAAGCACAUAAAUCUGAAGCACUAGACAAGCCUGAUGUGUACAAAAAAUACGUCAAGAUCGAAAACAUCGAAGAGAAUUUAGCUAAAGAGCGCGAAGAAGACUUCAAAAGGAGGCACGAGGAGAUGCUCAAAAAGAAAGCUAAAGAUUCGGAACGUGAUGGCAAGAGAAAGAGAGAAGUAGAUGCUAAUUUACCGCUCAAGAAUCUUAAUUGGCAAUCAAGUUACUCGGAACCUGCAAAACGUGAGUUUAUACAGUCUCUUCAAUCGUCAGCCCAGUAUGUAGAAGGUAGAUCCAUGUCAAAGUACGGUCUGGAUUAUGGUCAACGGCUUCCUAUACCUGAAGAAUUAAACAUUGAGGGCUGUCCUGAGCUCCCAGAAAUAUUUCCACCGUGUUUACCAUCACUUUCCGACGAAUCUCUGUUUGAAGUUCUCACUCACAGAUCACUGAAUCCUCCAUUAAACGCUAUGCAAGAUCCAGAUGAAUACGCGUCAUUCGAUAACGAAAGGCUUGAAUUCCUUGGUGAUGCUGUCUUAGAAGUACAUACAACAGAGGCAAUCUUUGUUACGUAUCCUCAACUCAGACCAGCAGGGAUGGUACAUCUUAGAAACAAACUCGUAAACACUUACAUUCUAGCGUACUUUGCUGAUAUGUACGGCCUACCAGCCAAACUGAGAAUGUCAACAAGCUACAAGAAUCAAGAUAUGCAUCGUUCACCGAAAUGCAAAGCAGAUGUAAUGGAAGCAUACAUCGGUGCUGUAUAUCGUGAUAGGGAAGCUGGAGUUAGUAGACAAUGGCUACUAGAUUUGCUUGCUCCAUUCGUCCUCAUUCAUCUCCCUGCGGUCCGGAAGGAAUUUGAAGAGAGAAAUAGCACAGAAGUACAGGGACAUUGGGCUACAGCUAUAAACAAAGUUUUUGAUAAGAACAAAAUGGAAUGGGCUUUUCAUGAAGCUGAUCGAAAUCUAGAAGGUGUUGCUAAUUGGAAUGCACAACUUUUCGUUGAUGGAGAUAAAGUGGCUGAUGUUUGCGGUAGUAGUAAAAAGAAUGCGAAGUUCAUCAUCGCUGCUAUGAUCGCUGAGCAUCUCAAGAUACCUGACGCUGCAGGUAAUUAUGUCCCUGAAGGUUACACGAAGAAUGUUAAAACUGGUGAACUCUUUACCGCGAAUCUGGAAAAAUUGCGAAAUCUUACUUCAAUUGCUGAUACCUCUAAUAAAAAGCAAAAGACAAAGUAGAUGCUGCAUUACUUUAUUUAUUUAUAUACACAUGUAUAGAAUACUUUGAAAUAUUAAUAAAAUUAACAUUAC
Molecule: messenger RNA, 1642 nt
Organism: Wallemia mellicola CBS 633.66
Lineage: Eukaryota; Fungi; Basidiomycota; Wallemiomycetes; Wallemiales; Wallemiaceae
Product: ribonuclease III
Exons: 3
Coding region: 287-1570 (427 amino acids)
Biological process (GO): RNA processing
Molecular function (GO): ribonuclease III activity
Source: RefSeq, a predicted model, not a curated record